UCUCUCUCUCUCUCUCUCUCUCUCUCUCUCUCUAAAAUGCCAAGAAUCUUGUGGAAAAGCUUCCACCUUUGUUUCCGAACAAACCUCACCAAGUGCUCAUCUCCGCCGUGUCUCCCCUCCUCCUCCGCCGCAGAUGAUCCCGGCGACCUAAACCGCCGCUGCAUCCUCCUCCACCACCACCACUCUUCCGCCGUCUCCGCCGCCGCCUACUCCUCCACCUCACUCUCCGCCACCGCCGCCGGAACAUCCUCUUACUCCUCCUACGAUUCCGACUACAAUUACGACAUUGCCACUGACUCUCCCCCUCCUGACUUCGCCGCCGUUUUCGCCUCCCGCCGCUUCUUCUUCUCCUCCCCUGGCCCCUCCAAAGCCAUCACCGACUCUCCCGGAGAUCUCUCCCUUAUUUACGAUAAUGCCACGACCACCAUUACCACGGCCAAGAAUAAUGAGAAUGAGAGUUACGAGACUGCCACUGCCUUGACUGCCACUACAACUGCUUCGUCAGUGCCCCGUCUACUGAGCGGAGGAGCUGCCGUAAUGCAGCACGUACACUCGCCGGAUCCGUACAGAGAUUUCCGGCGAUCGAUGCAGGAGAUGAUCGACGCCAUGGACGGGAGAGAUGAUGCUGACGUGGCGAUGGAGAGGUACGAGCUCUUGCACGAGCUGCUACAGAGCUACCUCUCCCUGAACCAGAGGGAUACCCACGAGUUCAUCAUCCAGGCCUUCUCCGACAUUCUCGUCUCGCUCUUGUCGGAAGGCCGCCGGAUAGGCUGACGUGCCAUUACCUGACGAUUAUCAGCUUUUAGGUCUUCGAGAAGGAGAAGCAACGGCGCCCAGGAGAAGAAUUACUGACUUUUUUUUUUUGUAUGGUUUGGUGUUUUUAUUUUCCUAUUUGGGUUUUUGGUAAAAAAAAAUAAAUAGGGUGAGGGUCUUUAUUUUUCAUGCAUAAACGACAAAAAAUAAAAGUUAACUGUAAUUAUUG
Molecule: messenger RNA, 982 nt
Organism: Tarenaya hassleriana
Lineage: Eukaryota; Viridiplantae; Streptophyta; Magnoliopsida; Brassicales; Cleomaceae
Product: transcription repressor OFP16
Exons: 1
Coding region: 37-774 (245 amino acids)
Biological process (GO): negative regulation of DNA-templated transcription
Source: RefSeq, a predicted model, not a curated record